Molecule: messenger RNA, 3006 nt
Organism: Peniophora sp. CBMAI 1063
Lineage: Eukaryota; Fungi; Basidiomycota; Agaricomycetes; Russulales; Peniophoraceae
Source: the annotation of a GenBank genome assembly
AUGCCAAAAGAAGGAGAGAUACACGGUGCACAGGAGGACUUCCUGCUACGCUUCUUGGAUCAUACGCAGCCAGCGAAAGGCAAACAGACGCAGACCAAGAACGCCGGUCAACAGGACGCUUAUCUCAAACUCGCUCGAGCGCUCGUGCUCGCUUUCGGGGCUGAAAACACUCUGGGCGACGUGAAGCCUACGGAAUUCGUUAAUGUUGAAUUCGCCGAUAUACCGGCCGCUGUGGACAUGCCUCCUCUCGGCGACGCCGCUGCAGAACGUCGUCGUGACGAAGUCAUUGCCGGUUUCGUGAACCCCGUGCGAAACUUUUACAAACGGAAGCGUCACCAGGCCAAACAGGGUGGUGGUGGUCCGGCGCGACUGACUAUGAAACAUAUCCAGCGUGUUGUCGACGCAUUCUCACCGCCUCCCGUACCCCCGAAGGAGCUCGACAUCUACCAAAAGUUUUACCGCUCGCGUUAUAGCGACGCUCUCGAGAGCUCGAUCAAGGCCAAGGAGGUGGCGGCGGCGGGGGACGAACUGGUUUUGGCGUCGCUGAGGAAGGGUAAAGGCGGCUUUGAGCGGGCCUUUGCGAGCCAGAUGUAUGAACGGGAGAAGGAAAACGUGAAGGCGGUUGUCAGGCAAAAGAGGGACGAGGUACACGCAGAGGAACUGAAAAAGUACAACACUCUGUGGGGUGCGCCGCUGGACAUGCCGGGAAAUUCGCGCGCAUGGGUGUACCCGGAGGCGAGCAGCUUCCUCCAGGCGCUUCUGAACUGGCUUGCGACGCGUUUUGGCGUCUCUCUCGUGCUUACCAUCGCCGGCGUUGACAACGGGGGCAUACCCGAUGCCAAUAGUCUUUUCGCGUCAGGACACACCAAGCCCGGCGCCCCCCCGCUAGCGAAUGUCGUGGCGAUGUCUCUGAGCGAUACGCGGCUCCGCAUGUGCCAAUACGUGAGGGACAUGUUGACAGGAGAGUAUCCAACAGGCGCCUCUUCUGCAGAACACCGACACAAGGUUGAGGUUGACGUGGAUGAGCAGAUGGAGGACUUGACUGCGAGGCUGAAUCUGGAACGCGACCCUAUGCAUGUAGUGCGUAAGGAAGAGAUCGCGGAAUGGGCGCAAGGCGAGAUUCCAGAAUCGUCUAAUCGUGGCGCCAGCAGCGAUACGCUGACGGUGGCGGGUGGCGCUGACGUGGCAUCGGCCAGCAUGCCCAAUAGAUCAGAUGAGCCUCAAGAGACGGACUCGCCGGAGGAUCUGAUACGAAGACUUAAAGGAAAGGGUGUCGACAGGACUGGUGCAGGAACGGACAAUCGGUCUCGACGUGCGGUUGGGGAUGGGCGCGUCAAUGCCUAUCAUCCGUUGAAGGCCGCGGUCGCCAGCGGCUCGGGAGACGUGGAUAUCGGACGCGACGCAAUGGACAGAGAGUCGGAUGACCCGUUUGGGACGGGUAUCCUGGACGACAAUGAGCUCAUGUUCGCGGGCCAGUCGGCUGCCUGGCCGACUACGUUCUACUCGCGUGCUUCGAGUCCAGAGACCACGACGACUGACUACGCCAUACGCCGGGCUGGGUUGAGUCGGAGCGUUUCCGAAGCGGGUGACGAUGACGUCGAAGCCAUGGACGUGGAUACGCACGAGCAUCUGUUCGGGAGCCCGGUCGCUGACAUGGCGGACGUACGAACAGGCGAGGAGUUGGCGCGGGCGGAGCACGGUCGGGAAGAGAUGGCCAAUGGGGAGGGCACGGAGAUGAGCGCGACGGACAGCGAAGUAGAGAAAGUUCAGAAAGCCGACGCAUAUCAGGCUUCGCUGUUCAAGGAUCGGCGGUUGGCCAAGACGAAGGAGAAGUCCGAGCGUACGCUGCUCUUGGGUGCAAUUGCCCGCUCUCGUGCGGGCGAAAGCCGCAAGCGGCAGCGACUUCCACCCAAGGUUAACCCCGACGACCCCGCGACCAACGACGCCGCCGCGGCCGCCGGAACAACUAAGAGGAAGGCUACCGGCGCCAAAAGGGGCGGUGUCAAGCUAACCAAACGCGCCGCCGAGAAGGUGAUACGUGGUGGAGGUACUGCCUCAAACGUGAAAGGGCGAACGUCGAAGCGGAGAAAAGCUCGCCUAGAGUCUGAGGAUUCGGAUGAAGAGGGUGUGUUCACGGACGACGGAGAGGAGGAGGAUGAGGAGGAGGAGGAAAAUUGGGAGGCGGACGAUAUUAGGAGUGCCGAGGGUGCGGGUGGUGAAGACGGUGUUACGCUAGACGCGAACCAUCUUUCGGCGGAGCCAACGGAGGCAGCGGAUAUCGAUGCUGGGCGCAUGCAAACGCAGGAAUGGGUCAGCGCGCAUGAGGUCGAUGAAAGCGGGGUUGAGUAUAAGGCAGCGUGGAGGACGUACACGGCGAAAUUCGCCGAGAGCACGCGACGCAAGAUGAUCGUACACACCAUACAAACGCUGGCGCCACCGGUACAACCUGUCUACGCAAGUCUUGUGGACUGUAUGGAGAGCCUUCUGAGGGAUGACUUGAAGUGGGACAUGGGGACGGGCGGUUAUCUCGACAGCAAAAAGCGGCCUCGUGCGGCAUCAAGUAUUACUUCUCGGCGCGGCGGAGUGUUGCAAGGCGAGGUGCCGGUUGAUUGGGGAGAGAAGAUGAUAGAAUGGUGGAUCUCACUGCAGCCGGUGGAACGCGGAGAGGCUUCGGCCGUCGGUGACUUGAGCGCGCCCGCAACCCACAUGGCGUGGGGGUCGUUGGCUGAGGCACGCGGGUACAAAGGAGCAUUCCUGCUCGUCUGGUGCAUGAUGUACUGGGCGCGGAGCGGGCUGCAUAUGGAAGACUGGACGGCGGUGGCGCGCGACAUGAUUCGCGUGUUCGAGGUCCUGCACACUGUGCGGAACGAGGCCUGUACUACGCCGAGCGCCGAGGACGGGCCACGCAAGAAAAUGCGGCUGGAUGAUCAGCGGGUCGUGGCUGACGGUGAAGAAACACACAGGCAGCGGGCGUCAAAAAAGCCAGGCCCGUUCGGAUGGCGCUAA